AUGACUCUGACCGCUCUUCGCUCCUCGUUGCGCCCCUCGCUCUUCUCACUUCUCUCCCGGCAACAAGCCACCAUGGCUUACACUCAGCAACGAUCCUUCUCAUCCUAUCUCGUUACCCCUCAGGAACUCAACAACGCAUUAAAGCACUACCCUUCUAGCGAGAUCUCUACAGCGCCCAGAGUUAUCCCCCUCUGCGCAUCAUGGUUCAUGCCAAACGACCCCGAAGGCCGCACAGGCAUCCAAGCUUUCCACAGAAGCCACAUCCCGCAUUCUCGAUUCUUCGAUAUUGAUGCUGUUAAGGACGAGAAUUCUCCUUACCCUCAUAUGCUUCCCACCAAAGAGCGAUUCGCCGAAGCAAUGAGUGAGCUCGGAAUUCACCGUGAUGACGAAGUGGUUGUCUACGAUACGGCCGAGCAGGGCAUUCUCAGUGCGCCUCGUGUCGGAUGGACCCUACGCUUUUUUGGUCAUCCUAAUGUUUAUAUACUCAAUAAUUUCAGGCUAUGGGUGGAGCAGGGCUUGCCCACAGAGUCGGGAGAUGCCAAACCAUUUACCAAGACAAACUACACAAUUCCUCCUUAUGACGUCGACAAAGUAGUGCAUUUUCCUGAGAUGAAGGAGAUUGCAAAGGAUUACGGCAAAGAAGGAGCCGAUGAGGUUGAAAUUCUAGACGCCCGGCCGUAUGGACGCUGGUCGGGUGAAUCUCCUGAGCCUCGCGCUGGAUUGUCUUCGGGUCAUAUGCCUGGUUCCAAGAGUGUGCCUUUUAGCGAACUCCUUGACCCCAAGACCAAAGCAUUUUUGUCCCCCGAAGAACUGCGCAAGGUGUUUGAGUCCAAGGGCGUUGAUCCAUCAAAGACCAUUAUUACCUCUUGUGGAUCUGGAGUGACUGCGGCGGUCAUUGAGGCUGCGCUUACUAUAGCUGAGUUUGGCGACCCAGCGAAGCGACGAUUGUACGAUGGAAGCUGGACUGAAUGGGCCCAGCGGGUAAAGGAAGAUAGCGGUCUUAUCAAGAAACUCUAA
Talaromyces marneffei is the source of this 1017-nucleotide messenger RNA. RefSeq lists its product as uncharacterized. The transcript has 2 exons. Bases 1 to 1017 code for a protein of 338 amino acids. Gene Ontology annotation, cellular component: mitochondrion. Gene Ontology annotation, biological process: transsulfuration. The record is from RefSeq and is a predicted model, not a curated record. Lineage: Eukaryota; Fungi; Ascomycota; Eurotiomycetes; Eurotiales; Trichocomaceae. Gene Ontology annotation, molecular function: thiosulfate-cyanide sulfurtransferase activity.